AAAAAAAAAAAUGUCCGUCUUCAUGAUUCAGCUUUUUGAAUUUUGAAAUUGACCCCUCAAAGACUGUUUGUAUAAGAUCCCCACCAGACGCACUCGCUCUUCCUCUCUCUCUCUCUCUCCCUACCAUUUCUUCGUUUUGUUUGUUCCAUAGAUUCAGAACUACUUCAUCUGUUGCUGAAUGGACUCAAUCCCCGAUGCUAUUGUUCAAUACAUAUUAUCGCACAUCAAUAAUGCAAGGGAUGUAGCAGUUUGUAAUUGUGUAUCCAAGCGAUGGAAGGAUUCGCUGCCUUAUAUAAGGAGCCUCUACUUCCCUCGAAACUCCUUUGAUAAUCAUUCUGGCAGGGAUAGUCCUGAUGAAGUUGUAUGGAGGAUGGUUUCAAGGAUUUCUAGGUUAGAGGAACUUGUUGUGUAUAGCCCAUUCUCAGGUGCUGGCCUUGCUUCGUGGCUAUCACUCACAGGCUCCUCGCUUUUGCAUCUUGAACUCCGAAUGGACAACCUUACUGAACAGCAGGCCUGCAAUGAGAGCACCUCCAAAUUGGAUUGCAUCAGCGCUGCGAACAACUUGCAAUCUUUAAAACUUUGGGGUGUCUUAAUGACCCGUUCCCCCCAGUGGGAAGCAUUCAAAGAACUCCGGAACCUUGAAAUUGUGGGAGCAAGAUUGGAGGACUCUGCAUUGUCAACCGUGCUACAUGCAUGUCCUAACUUGACCAAUCUGUUGCUGCUUGGUUGUGAAGGAGUUAGAUCUGUUUCAAUUGACUUGCCACAUUUGGAGAAUUGUAAGCUGGACUUUUAUGGAUUAGGCAACUGCUCAUUUUCUAUGAAAUCCCCCAAAAUUCAAGUCCUUGAGGUGCAAGGCUGCAGUUGGAUUCGGGUUCGUGAGACCAAUUGCUUGCGGUGUCUUUCCAUCUCCAAUAAUGCAGGUAGAGUGUACAUGGUUGAUUGUGGAAAACUUAUGGCUCUGGAGUUCUUAUCCAUUAGAGGAGUCCAGUGGUGUUGGGAUGCCAUAAGUAACAUGCUUCAAUGGGCAAGCGAGGUGAAGCACCUCUAUAUGAAAGUGGAAUUCACUGGGGAUUUUGAGGCCCUUCAACCCUUUCCAGAGAUUGACUUUGUUGAUUUUUUCAAUAGCCAUCCCAAACUGCAGAAGUUUGAUAUUCAUGGAGCCAUGUUUGCUGCCCUUUGUCAAAAGAAUAGUUUAAAGAAUGUCGAAACCGGCUUUACAAUCCCUUGUCUGGAGGAGGUGAUCAUCACAGUGAGAUCGCCAUUGAAUGCGGAACAGAAAAUGAGCACACUUGAGUCCUUUUUAAACUAUGGGAAGAAUCUGAAAGCAAUGGUAAUAAAGAUUCUUCAGAUGAAAAGCAGUCAUAGCAGUGCAGAUGAUUUCUUUGAUGAGAUUUGCAGGUUUAGAUACAUGAAUAGGAAGAUUGUUCGAAUAGAAUAAUAAAUCUUUUCAGGAAGCACUUCCUCACUUAUGCCUCUUGAGUCAUAAUCAUUCAAUUUGAUUUCUCUAAUUACAGCUUGACUGCUAAUUUGUUUUAAAGUACGAUAUCAUUCUUUACUGAAUGGAACCAUGAAAUGCUUCUAAUU
Ziziphus jujuba (common jujube) is the source of this 1584-nucleotide messenger RNA. RefSeq names its product F-box protein At1g10780. Bases 179 to 1438 code for a protein of 419 amino acids. The transcript has 4 exons. The record is from RefSeq and is a predicted model, not a curated record. NCBI's taxonomy places the organism in Eukaryota, Viridiplantae, Streptophyta, Magnoliopsida, Rosales, Rhamnaceae. Gene Ontology annotation, molecular function: protein binding.